Paramecium pentaurelia is the source of this 532-nucleotide messenger RNA. The record is from the annotation of a GenBank genome assembly. Lineage: Eukaryota; Ciliophora; Oligohymenophorea; Peniculida; Parameciidae.
UGAUGAAUAAAAUAAAAUAUCGAAUGAGUGUCUUUAAUAGAGAUUAUUUUAUGUUCAUAGAUCAUAAAGGAUUUCUAUAUUUAGAAGAAACUGAACCUAAAAACUUUACAUCAUGUAUUAAGGAUGUCAGAUUUUUUGUAUUAUUUAAGAAAUAAUAGUAGUAAUUCUUUUAUAAGAACUUGACUAAAAAUAAGACUGGAAGACAUGCAGAUUAUAGAUUUGUAUCUAAAUGUUGGGGAGAAUUCAAUUUUGUUAAAGUAUAAUCCACUCCAAUAAUAUAUAAUGAUAUUUAACUUGUAGAUAAUUAAUGGAAAAUAGUAAUAUAAAUGAUAUAUAUUAGAUAGCUUAAAAUGGAUAUUCAGAAAACUUUGAAGCAAAUUAGUUGUUUAUAAAGGAUAAUUUACUUUAUUAUAAAGUAAGUCUAAAUGAUCUUGAAUUUGGAAUAUUAUCAACUGAUCUAGCUAUCAAAUUAGGAGAUAAUAUUAAUGAAUGCAAUACUUUUAGAUGGGAUAAUAAUGUAUAUUAGUUAUGA